Molecule: messenger RNA, 1776 nt
Organism: Akanthomyces muscarius
Lineage: Eukaryota; Fungi; Ascomycota; Sordariomycetes; Hypocreales; Cordycipitaceae
Exons: 3
Coding region: 1-1776 (591 amino acids)
Cellular component (GO): box C/D methylation guide snoRNP complex; small-subunit processome
Molecular function (GO): snoRNA binding
Source: RefSeq, a predicted model, not a curated record
AUGUCUCUCUUUAUCCUUGCCGAGACGCCAGCAGGCUACGGCCUGUUCAAGUCUGCGGACAAGAAACUGUUCAAGAAUGACGACCUCGCCGCCGAGCUCGGUCGCCCCGAGAAGCUGGUGGAAAUGCUCAAGUUGAAAAAGUUUGUCAAGUUUGAAAGCGCCGCCAUGGCCCUCGAAGAGGCCGCCUCUCUCAAGGAGGGCAAGAUCCCCGAACUCCUGACCUCUAUCCUCGAAGACCUCAAGUCCGAGAAGAAGGCUUCCAUCGCCGUCGCCGACAUGAAGCUUGGUACCGCCAUCUCCAACCUUCCCGACCUGAACAUCACCCCCGUUGCUGGCUCCAACACGAUGGAUGUCUUCCGUGGCAUUCGUGAGCACCUUCCUUCGCUCAUUCCCGGUCUCGCCCAGGAGAACAUUGACCGCAUGUCCCUCGGUCUCUCUCACUCGAUGUCUCGCCACAAGCUCAAGUUCUCUGCCGACAAGAUUGACUCCAUGAUCAUCCAGGCCAUCAAGCUUCUCGACGACAUGGACAAGGAGCUCAACGUGUAUGCCAUGCGUACCAAGGAGUGGUACGGCUGGCACUUCCCCGAGAUGGCCAAGAUUCUCGGUGACAACCUGGCCUACGCCCGCCUAGUCCUCAAGGUCGGCAUGCGUGAAAAGAUGUCCACGACUGAUCUCUCUGAUAUUCUCCCCGAGGAGAUGGAGGCUGCCAUCAAGGCCGCCGCUGAGAUUAGCAUGGGUACUGAGAUUACUGAGGAGGAUCUGCACAACAUUCAGCUCCUUGCCGACCAAGUUCUCGUUUACACCAACUACCGUGCCGAGCUCUCUUCCUACCUCGAGAGCCGCAUGCGUGCCAUUGCUCCCAACCUGACAGCCCUCCUCGGCUACCUCGUCGGUGCCCGCCUCGUCGCCCACGCCGGUUCUCUCCUUAACCUUGCUAAGGCCCCCGGUUCCACCAUCCAGAUUCUCGGUGCCGAGAAGGCCCUAUUCCGUGCCCUCAAGACCAAGCACGACACGCCCAAGUAUGGUCUCAUCUACCACUCUUCCCUCAUUGGCCAGGCCACUGGCCGCAACAAGGGCAAGAUUGCCCGUAUGCUGGCUGCCAAGACUGCCCUUGGUCUCCGUGUCGAUGCCCUCGGCGACCAUGAUGAGGAUGCUGAAGAUGAGGAGCGUGCCAUGCUCGGCCUGAGCAGCCGCAUCAAGCUUGAGAACCACCUCCGCAAGCUCGAGGGUCGCCCUCUGCUGCCCAAGGGUACCAACGUCGCUCCCUCGGGUGAGGUCGUGGCCCCUGGCCAGUUGUUCACCCUGAAGGAGACGCGCCGCUACAACGUCGACGCCGACGGUGUUGAUGGUGAGGAUGAGGCCGCCACCAACGGCGACUCCAAGAAGAGCAAGAAAGACAAGAAGAAGAAGAAGAUUGAGGUCGUCGAGGAGGACGAGGAUAUGGACGAUGCCGAUAGCGACGACGAGGACGUAUCCACACCCAAGGUUGCCAAGCUGUCGAGCUCCGAGUACGAGCGCCUAGCUGAUCUUGCCGGCCUCUCGGUCAAGAAGUUCAAGCGCAAGUACGAGCGCGGCGACAUCCACGUCGAGGACGGCAAGCCCCGCGUCUUCUCCAAGAAGGAGAUGAAGAAGCUGCGCAAGGAGUCGGCCGCGACGCCGACCAAGGCCUCUGCCGACGAGGGCAAGAAGAAGAAGCGCAAGCACGACUCGGACGACGAGGACGAGCCCGAGCCGAAGAAGGAGAAGAAGCAAAAGAAGAAGAAGCGCGAUGCUUAG